Messenger RNA from Gavialis gangeticus (Gharial), 2388 nucleotides. RefSeq names its product GDNF family receptor alpha 2 (gene GFRA2). Lineage: Eukaryota; Metazoa; Chordata; Crocodylia; Gavialidae. Gene Ontology annotation, biological process: nervous system development. The coding region runs from base 16 to 1446 and encodes 476 amino acids. Gene Ontology annotation, molecular function: signaling receptor activity. Gene Ontology annotation, cellular component: external side of plasma membrane; signaling receptor complex. The record is from RefSeq and is a predicted model, not a curated record. The transcript has 8 exons.
UAAGGCAGCGCUUUAAUGGGGCUCUUGUUCCUGCAGCGUGGCUACCAUCUCAUCUCUGUUUGGCCUUUCUUUUCUCCCCCUUGUCCAGACGAGAUCCUCCAUUCCCUGGCUGGCCCUUCCUCCCUGGCUGGCCACGACCCUCAUGGCUGGCGUACCCCAGUGGACUGUGUCCGGGCCAAUGAGUUGUGUGCUGCUGAGUCGAGCUGCAGCUCCCGUUACCGCACCCUGCGCCAGUGCCUGGCUGGCCGGGACAGGAACACCAUGCUGGCCAACAAGGAGUGCCAGGCAGCGCUCGAGGUGUUGCAGGAGAGCCCGCUCUAUGACUGCCGCUGCAAGCGGGGCAUGAAGAAGGAGCUGCAGUGCCUUCAGAUCUACUGGAGUAUACACCUCGGGCUGACGGAGGGAGAAGAAUUUUAUGAAGCUUCGCCUUACGAGCCAGUCACUUCUCGUCUCUCUGAUAUAUUCAGACUCGCUUCAAUUUUCUCAGGAAUGGAUCCCGCCACCAACUCCAAAAGUAACCACUGCCUCGAUGCAGCCAAAGCCUGCAACCUGAACGACAACUGCAAGCGGCUGCGCUCUGGCUACAUCUCCACCUGCAGCAAGGAGAUCUCGGCCACCGAGCGCUGCAACCGCCGCAAGUGCCACAAGGCCCUGCGCCAGUUCUUUGACCGCGUGCCCAGUGAGUACACCUACCGCCUGCUCUUCUGCUCCUGCAAGGACCAGGCCUGUGCUGAGCGCCGCCGGCAAACCAUCGUCCCCUCCUGCUCCUACGAGGACAAGGAGAAGCCUAACUGCCUGGACCUGCGGAACAUGUGCCGGACGGACCAUCUCUGCCGGUCAAGACUGGCGGAUUUUCACACAAAUUGUCAAGUCUCUUUCCAGUCCCUAACCAGCUGCCCUGGCGAUAAUUACCAGGCCUGUCUGGGCUCCUAUGCAGGGAUGAUUGGAUUCGACAUGACGCCCAAUUACAUCGACUCGAGCACCAGCAGCAUCACGGUGUCGCCCUGGUGUUCCUGCAAAGGGAGCGGCAACUUGGAGGAGGAGUGCGAGAAGUUCCUGAGAGACUUCACGGAAAACCCCUGCCUCCGGAACGCCAUUCAGGCCUUUGGCAAUGGCACAGAUGUGAACCUCUCCCCCAAGAACCCUUCGCCCCCUGUCACCGCGCCCCCGAAGACCGAAAACAACCCCAUUUUGCCAGAUGAUGUCAACGACAGCAACACCCUCUACGACACGAGCGUUAUUACCACCUGCACGUCCAUCCAGGAACAUGGGCAGAAGCUAAACAAGUCCAAAGAGCAGAAUAUCUGCAUCUCGGAGACACAGCUGCCCACAGACAGCAUGCCAGACCCGAAUACUUUUCUGGACCCGAAAGCGUCCAGCAGCCGACACUCAGCUGGAGUGAUCCUCUCCACUAUCUCCUUCUUUCUCGUGAAACUGGCUUUAUAAAGGAGAGGAACGGGGUCAAAAUGGAAUUGCCAACAGGACACAGACACUUGCCCACACCCCCGCACACACGAACUCUUGCAAGAAUACUCUCUCUCAACUUGUUUUCUCCCAGGGUUUCUGCUUUUGAGGAAUUAAAUACACGACAUAUCUUGUGCCAGACUCUUAAUGCGCAAGACUAGAGAUCGCCCCUGCCCCAGGAGCACCGACUACCAGAUGGACGCAUGUCCCAGUGGGGAAAACUUUGGCCAUAUUCUUUUCUUUCCCUUUUUUUUUAAGGUGUUUGGGUUGUUUUGUUUUGUUUUUCCUUUCCAAAGCAAGAGCCCGAAGGCGCACGACCAACAGGAACGCACACCCCCACCCAUGCGCACACACGCACGCACGCACGCAUACACACACACGGGGGAUCUGAAGCUGCGAAAGGAACUAGGGAAAGCCUUUGGUGAUCUACCAGAGCUUCAGUGAGGUUGGUCGAGAAGGGAAAGCUGGACAGUUCCUAGAAGGACUCGGAAAUCGGAGCUGCAGUUUACAGGAAGGUGGAGAGAGACCUUAUUUCCCCAUUUCCCCACGGCCUUUGGUUCCAGUUUGCUGCUUGACAAUUCUGUGCGUUUGCCGCCCGCCCUAGAUGAAGUCUGGCACUCCUUAGCCUGGGAGAUCCACAUGCUGGCGUCGUAACACGUUUCCCCCCGAACUGAACCGCGGUGAGAUGGGGCAGCCGCUUGGGGCUGCAGCGGGGGUGCCCAUGCUGAAAGACUAAGAGCCACCGUUUCCAAUGGGGGCCCCUGCUCCCUGCUCAGAGGCCGCGUCGCCGGUUCGAUGGGUGAGUGCUGGAUCACAAAGCAGGCGGCUGGAGAUCAAGAGGAUUUGUUUUUGCCAGUUCUGAGGGGAUGCUCUUUCGAUCUUGUCAUUUGUUCUUCUUUUCCACGGUUGGCAAACAUUUUAAAA